This is a messenger RNA of Humulus lupulus (European hop), 2566 nucleotides long. RefSeq lists its product as uncharacterized. Gene Ontology annotation, molecular function: zinc ion binding. Bases 667 to 2121 code for a protein of 484 amino acids. NCBI's taxonomy places the organism in Eukaryota, Viridiplantae, Streptophyta, Magnoliopsida, Rosales, Cannabaceae. The record is from RefSeq and is a predicted model, not a curated record. The transcript has 8 exons.
GGGAGAGUUGAAGAGAAUGAAAAAAGAAAAAGCAGAGUUUCCCGGGAACCAAACAGAAAGUAAGUUAAUUAGAGUUUUUUAUGCUCUGUAGGGCGGUGGUCAUAUUUAUUUAUUACAUGAUUUGUAACGUUUAACAGUUCAGGUAGUUUCCCGGUGGCCAAACAACUUUUUCUUUUUUUUUUUCAAAUUGUUUAUUUUCUCGCGAAACUUUAGGGAUGAUGAGGAGAAAGAUAAACUCAAUAUAAAAAAGAAAAAAAAAUUGGUCUUGAAAAGGAAAAGAUGCAUUAAGCAUGACUCAGCAAAAACUGCACACCACUCUGAGAGAGAAAGAAAGAGAAAGAGAAAGAGAGAGAGCUAAUGUGGGAAUGGGAUGGCAGUAGGCCAGUCUCUCUCUCUCUCUACUUUUGCCAUAAAUGAGGCUCUCAUCUCCUAACCCCAACUCCUCCAAUUCAUCAUCACUACUACCUCUCUUUUUUAAUUGCUCUGCUCGCUCUCUCCCUCUCUCUCUCUCUCUCUCUCUCGCCUUCUUCUUAAGCAAGUCUCCAUAAUUGUGCUCCUCUCUUACCCUUUUUUCCUGUCCUUAACUUGAGCUUAAGAUAUGGAGCUUCUGUCUCAGCUUUUGGGCUAGUUUUGGAUUUUGCUAUCUGGGUUUUUGAGUUUUAGGAAAUGGGUACUGAUCAUCAGGACAAGAAUGUGGCCAGAGAGCUCGAGGAGCGUUCUGCUGAAGAGACUAACACUCUUGUUCCUCCUGUUCACAAUCAGAAGGUUGAAGAGUCAAUGAACAUAACUGAAGAAACACAAGAAGGUCAUCCGUGGAAGAGGCCGGGCCUCUUCUUGGAGAUACCCUCAAGAGCUUCAGAUGUAUCAUCACCGGAUUUUGUUGGGAUAAAGAUGCCACCAACACCAAGUCCUAACCCAAAGAAAGUGAAUUUUGUCCUGACAUCCAGCUCGACUAAUUCAAGGAUUCAUGGAUCCCCAGGCCCCUCUUCAUCUAAAGGAAAAUCAUCUAUAAAAAGUCUCUUUCCAAAGCUCAGCUUCAUGUAUCGAUCUUCUUCAGAUGUUGAGAAGGCUGACAACUUAUCUUCAGAAGCAUCAGUUACAGGGCCACGAGAGAAGCCUACCAUCUCAAGGUCGAUGUCCCUUACAAAGCUAUUCACACCCAGGAUAAACAGAACAUCGUCACUACCUGUAACUCAAAUUAUGGAUUCAAACACAGAAUCUACACCCAGUGGAAGUGUAGGUGGCACUCCAAACCGAAUUAAAAGAGGAACCCAAAAUCGAAAUAUAGCUCGCUCACUUUCAGUUCCUGUCAAUAAUAAAGAGAAAAGCUUAAAGAGGAUGGAUUCAUUUUUUCGUGUAAUUCCUUCCACUCCUCGAGUUAAAGAAGGGGAUGUGAUAUCGAUUGGUUCACCAACAGUUGAUGCUGAAAAUGAUGAUGCGGAUGGUGAAGACAUACCUGAAGAAGAGGCUGUCUGUAGAAUCUGUUUUGUUGAACUAUGUGAAGGGAGGGAGACUCUUAAGAUGGAAUGCAGCUGCAAAGGAGAGCUUGCUCUGGCCCAUCAAGAAUGUGCUGUGAAAUGGUUCAGCAUCAAAGGUAACAAGACCUGUGAUAUCUGCAAGCAAGAGGUUCGAAACCUAUCUGUCACACUGUUACGAGUCCAAAGUAUCCAUACUCAAAAUAGUGGAGCUAGAUCUCAGCAAGUAGAUGCUAAUGGUUUCAGGGUUUGGCAAGAAGUACCUGUUCUUGUCAUUAUCAGCAUGCUGGCCUACUUUUGUUUUCUUGAGCAGCUCCUGGUGGGGAAAAUGGGAACAGGAGCAAUAGCAAUAUCUCUUCCAUUUUCUUGUGUACUGGGUCUCCUCUCAUCUAUGACUGCAUCAACCAUGGUGAAGAGAAGAUUUGUCUGGGUUUAUGCAUCGAUUCAAUUUGCUCUGGUGGUUCUAUUUGCACACAUAUUUUACUCCUUGAUUCGUGUUCAAGCAGUUCUGUGUAUUCUCCUGGCCACAUUUGCUGGGCUUGGUGUUGCCAUGAGUGGGAGCUCCAUAAUUGUCGAGUUCUUAAGAUGGAAAAGAAGAUGGCGAGCUUCGGCAGAACAGAGCCACAGCUCCCAAAUAUUACCAUGAACAGGCUAAACCAAUUCCUGGGACUGUACAUUUAGAUACAGAAUAGGUCCUCCAUCAUGGCCUCCAAAUUGUAGUGGAAAUCUAUCAGCUUCUAGUGGAAAUUGAGUUAGUUGGGUUGAGGGACCCGUUAGUGGCUUAUACAAAUAUGUUUUCAGCAUGGGAUGAGAGCAUUUUGGUGCUUUUUGUAAUAUUUUGGUUUUCAAGAUCUUGAUUUUUUUUAUACCAAUUGUACAGGGUUUUGAUAGUAAUAGCUGGUGGUUUUGCCCAUUUUGAACUUUAGAAGUUUUAAAAUGGAAUCUCAUACUACACUGGAUGAGUUCAACAUUUAAUUUACAUUAUCAUAAGGUAGAAUGAUGAUUACAGUUGCUUGUUCUAGAACAGAGAAACUUUUUCAGAAGCUGACUCAGCAGCAUAUAUUAUUAACCAUAAUGUCGAUUCAUAUUUA